GGCGGCGGGGCCGCCCCGGCGGGCUCCGGCGGCGGAGGGGCGUCGGGCCUGACGGCUUCGCUGACGGGCACCAUGAACAGGAAGAAGAAGCCCUUCCUGGGCAUGCCGGCCCCGCUGGGCUACGUGCCGGGCCUGGGCCGCGGAGCUACGGGUUUCACCACUCGCUCGGACAUCGGUCCUGCUCGAGACGCAAAUGACCCUGUGGAUGAUCGCCAUGCGCCGCCGGGGAAGAGAACCGUCGGGGAUCAGAUGAAGAAAAACCAGGCAGCUGAUGAUGACGACGAAGAUCUGAACGACACCAAUUAUGACGAGUUCAAUGGAUACGCGGGCAGCCUGUUCUCUAGCGGGCCUUACGAAAAAGAUGACGAGGAAGCGGAUGCGAUUUAUGCUGCUCUGGAUAAGAGGAUGGAUGAAAGAAGGAAAGAAAGACGAGAACAGCGUGAGAAAGAGGAGAUUGAAAAGUACCGAAUGGAGCGCCCCAAAAUCCAGCAGCAGUUCUCAGAUCUGAAGAGAAAACUCGCUGAAGUCACUGAGGAGGAAUGGCUGAGUAUUCCCGAAGUUGGCGACGCAAGGAACAAACGCCAGAGGAAUCCGCGGUACGAGAAGCUGACUCCUGUUCCCGACAGUUUCUUUGCAAAGCACUUGCAGUCAGGGGAGAAUCACACAUCUGUUGAUCCCAGACAAACGCAAUUUGGAGGUCUGAACACUCCCUACCCUGGGGGCUUAAACACUCCCUAUCCAGGUGGGAUGACCCCUGGGCUGAUGACCCCUGGCACAGGUGAGCUGGACAUGAGGAAGAUCGGACAAGCAAGGAACACCUUGAUGGAUAUGAGACUCAGCCAGGUGUCCGAUUCGGUGAGCGGCCAAACCGUGGUGGAUCCCAAGGGCUACCUGACUGACUUGAAUUCCAUGAUCCCCACCCAUGGUGGAGACAUCAAUGAUAUCAAGAAAGCACGCUUGCUUCUGAAGUCUGUACGCGAGACGAACCCUCACCACCCGCCAGCCUGGAUCGCCUCCGCGCGCUUGGAAGAGGUGACCGGCAAGCUGCAAGUUGCCCGCAACCUCAUCAUGAAGGGGACAGAAAUGUGUCCGAAGAGCGAAGACGUCUGGCUGGAAGCUGCCCGGUUGCAACCUGGGGAUACCGCUAAGGCUGUGGUAGCCCAGGCGGUUCGGCACCUCCCGCAGUCGGUGCGGAUUUAUAUCCGGGCCGCGGAGCUGGAGACGGACAUCCGAGCAAAGAAGCGAGUCCUUCGGAAAGCGCUGGAGCAUGUUCCGAACUCCGUGCGCUUGUGGAAGGCAGCGGUGGAGCUGGAAGAGCCCGAAGACGCCAGGAUCAUGCUCAGCCGAGCGGUGGAAUGCUGCCCCACCAGCGUGGAGCUUUGGCUUGCUCUGGCGAGGCUGGAAACCUACGAGAACGCCCGUAAAGUCCUCAACAAGGCCCGUGAGAACAUUCCGACCGACCGGCACAUCUGGAUCACAGCUGCCAAGCUGGAGGAGGCCAAUGGGAACACUCAGAUGGUGGAGAAGAUUGUUGACCGAGCCAUCACCUCGUUAAGGGCUAACGGGGUGGAAAUAAACCGGGAGCAGUGGAUCCAGGAUGCCGAGGAGUGCGAUAAAGCAGGUAGCGUGGCCACGUGCCAGGCGAUCAUGAGAGCCGUGAUAGGGAUUGGGAUCGAGGAGGAGGACCGGAAGCACACCUGGAUGGAAGACGCGGACAGCUGUGUUGCUCACAACGCUUUGGAGUGUGCCCGUGCAAUUUAUGCCUACGCCUUGCAAGUUUUCCCAAGCAAGAAAAGCGUCUGGUUGCGAGCGGCUUAUUUUGAAAAGAAUCACGGAACCAGGGAAUCCCUGGAGGCUCUCUUGCAGAGGGCGGUGGCUCACUGCCCCAAAGCAGAAGUCCUCUGGCUGAUGGGAGCCAAGUCCAAGUGGCUUGCUGGAGAUGUGCCGGCCGCCAGGAGUAUUUUGGCUUUGGCUUUCCAGGCCAACCCCAACAGUGAAGAGAUUUGGCUGGCUGCUGUCAAGUUGGAAUCUGAAAACAACGAAUACGAAAGAGCCAGGAGGCUGCUGGCCAAAGCUCGGAGCAGUGCCCCGACCGCUCGGGUCUUCAUGAAGUCCGUCAAACUCGAGUGGGUGCUGGGGAACAUCGAGGCAGCUCAGGAGCUCUGCGAGGAAGCCCUGAAGCACUACGAGGACUUCCCCAAACUGUGGAUGAUGAAGGGGCAGAUUGAGGAGCAGCAGGAGCUGAUAGAAAAGGCCCGAGAGGCCUAUAACCAAGGGCUGAAGAAGUGCCCUGGCUCCAUCCCCCUUUGGCUCCUGCUGUCCAGGCUGGAGGAGAAGGUGGGGCAGCUCACCCGAGCCAGAGCCAUCUUGGAAAAGUCUCGUUUAAAGAAUCCAAAGAACCAAGACCUGUGGCUGGAGUCUGUCCGCUUAGAAUACAGAGCGGGUCUGAAGAACAUCGCGAACACGCUGAUGGCCAAAGCCCUGCAGGAGUGUCCCAAUUCUGGAAUCCUGUGGUCAGAGGCGAUCUUCCUAGAGGCGCGGCCCCAGAGGAAGACCAAGAGCGUGGAUGCCCUGAAGAAGUGUGAGCAUGACCCCCACGUCCUCCUGGCCGUGGCCAAGCUGUUCUGGAGCGAGCGUAAAAUAACCAAGGCUCGAGAGUGGUUCCAUCGGACAGUGAAGAUCGACUCUGACCUGGGAGACGCCUGGGCUUUCUUCUACAAGUUUGAGCUUCAGCAUGGCACGGAGGAACAGCAAGAAGAGGUGCGGAAGCGCUGUGAGAACGUGGAGCCGCGCCACGGGGAGUUGUGGUGUGAGGUCUCCAAGGACAUCAGCAACUGGCAGAGGAAGAUCGGCGAGAUCCUGAUGCUGGUGGCAGCCAAGAUCAAAAACACCUUCUAG
Euleptes europaea (tarantolino) is the source of this 2898-nucleotide messenger RNA. RefSeq names its product pre-mRNA processing factor 6 (gene PRPF6). Gene Ontology annotation, cellular component: catalytic step 2 spliceosome; U4/U6 x U5 tri-snRNP complex. Gene Ontology annotation, biological process: spliceosomal tri-snRNP complex assembly; mRNA splicing, via spliceosome. NCBI's taxonomy places the organism in Eukaryota, Metazoa, Chordata, Lepidosauria, Squamata, Sphaerodactylidae. Gene Ontology annotation, molecular function: protein binding. The record is from RefSeq and is a predicted model, not a curated record. Bases 73 to 2898 code for a protein of 941 amino acids. The transcript is spliced from 21 exons.